CUCAGAUACACAUGGAGAGAACUUGCGACACUGCAGAAUAAUCUUGACUUCAUUAUCAGUAAUCAGGAUCCCCCUCCUAGUGAGGCCACAUCCCGAUGCCCGGUAGACGUCCUAUUGACGCAGGUUAUGAGGGUGGUGGCAAAAAAACAGAACUCAAAGGCAAUCAGGUGCGUUAAAUCAUAAAAAUAAAGUGAUACGUCGUUACCUCCUUUGUAGAUACGACAAUGAAGUAUCGACAUCGAUGAGCAAAACGUAUCUUUCUGGGACGCAAUGUGUUACCUCUCAUAAUAUGAUAUGCGAUGGGAUGGCCUCCUACCGACUGCCCAAAUCCACCGAGAGAGCUAUCAACCAGUUCGCAAUGGAGCAUCGAAUCCCGAUGGAGGUUACUAGCUCUGGCGAGCAUACUGCGCAUAUUUUUUGCCUCUCCUUGUGCAUGUUGGCGGUCGAGUACAAGAGGAACACUGAGCGUGUUGCUUUCUUCCAACUUCUGAUGGACUUUGCUGCGAUUCUACGACACCGCAGAUUGCUCGGUUUCAAGCAGAAACACCUUCUCGGAAUCACGGGCUGUUAUACAAUCCACCCCCACCUUGCUUAUAACCUGACUUUUUAUCUCGGUACUCUGGUCAGCCUCCACAGUCUCUCUAUUCAAAGUGACCUACUCAAAGGGGGCUGCAGGAUGAUCAUGGAAUAGUGCAAUAUUGGAAUGUUGGAACCUUGGAUAUCAUGGAACCAGCGCAAUUGCUUAAAGCUUACCUCUGGAUCGCUAAUAGCAUCACUCAGUCCUCUGAUCUUGCGAAGGUCUGGCAGUUUGAGAGCAAUGUACCACGCGAUCUCGAGAAACUUGCUUGGAGAGCUAAAGCCGACAGCUCCGGUAAACAUGGUCAUGCUGCAGCAGGCCCUAGUGGAUUGGGGGGGGGGCGAUGAGGGCUCACGCAAACGCCGUCGCAGCGAGGGGCAAGGGAGUCAACCGUCAUCAUCUGAACGUCAACAGCAGGCUGGUGGGGAUGAUCAUGGUGGUGGUGGUGGCGGCGGCGGCGGCGGCAUCAGUGGCACUGACAACAAUGUAAGUAUGGACGAGAUGGAGAUCUCGG
This is a messenger RNA of Desarmillaria tabescens, 1091 nucleotides long. RefSeq lists its product as uncharacterized. Bases 242 to 691 code for a protein of 149 amino acids. The transcript has a single exon. Lineage: Eukaryota; Fungi; Basidiomycota; Agaricomycetes; Agaricales; Physalacriaceae. The record is from RefSeq and is a predicted model, not a curated record.